This is a messenger RNA of Amaranthus tricolor (Joseph's coat), 1505 nucleotides long. RefSeq names its product probable purine permease 11. The transcript has 2 exons. Bases 141 to 1250 code for a protein of 369 amino acids. Gene Ontology annotation, cellular component: membrane. The record is from RefSeq and is a predicted model, not a curated record. Gene Ontology annotation, molecular function: purine nucleoside transmembrane transporter activity. Lineage: Eukaryota; Viridiplantae; Streptophyta; Magnoliopsida; Caryophyllales; Amaranthaceae.
UUGACAAACAUAUCUCAGAUUAAUCUAGGAGUAUAUAUAUUGGCUGAUGCCAAUGGAUUGGUCUCACACAAUAUGCACUCCCAAGUCUCACAUUCACUCCUCUUCUUUCCAUUCUCUCCCCUACUCCUCUUCUAGCCGCCAUGGAUGCUACUGAUGUUGGAGAUCCUAUUUUUGCUAAAGACAGGGCAGAAACUACGGUCCAAGCACUUCUCAAACUAAAUCGUUGGCAAUGGUGGAUCUUGGUGGGACUCAAUAUUUUCUUCGUUGUAGCUGGACAAACAGCUGCUGUACUUUUAGGACGCUUUUAUUAUAAUGAGGGCGGAGCUAGUACAUUUUUGGCAACACUUGUUCAAACCGCUGGAUUUCCUAUCCUCUUCAUUCCACUUCUAUUUAUUCCUGCGUCCAAUAAGUCUCCAACCCCUCCUGAUUCACUUUCUAGAAAGUACAUUUUCUUAAUCUACAUUUUUCUGGGAAUAAUUGUUGCUGGUGACAACUUUUUAUAUUCUAAAGGACUCUUAUACCUCUCCGCUUCCACAUAUUCUCUAAUUUGUGCCACCCAAUUAGCCUUCAACGCUGUAUUUUCGUAUUUCAUCAACUCUCAAAAGUUCACCCCAUUGAUUCUAAAUGCUGUGGUCAUUUUAUCAUAUUCUGCCGCCCUCUUAGGGGUAAACGAAAGUUCCGAUGCACCAGAAGGAGUGACUAAGUCACAAUAUGCUGUCGGAUUCAUUUGCAGCAUCUCAGCUUCAGCUCUGUACUCACUGGUGCUUUCACUCAUGCAGCUUACCUUUGAAAAAGCAAUCAAAAAAUCUACAUUUUCUGUUGUUUUAGAGAUGCAAAUCUACACUUCAAUUGUUGCAAGUAUUGUUACAGUUGUAGCAUUAUUUGUUAGUGGGCAAUGGCGAGACUUGGAAGGAGAAAUGCACGGUUAUCACACUGGGAAAGUGUCAUAUGUGCUGACUCAGGUCGGGACUGCUGUAUGUUGGCAAGUCUGCUCGGUUGGUGUGGUGGGCUUAAUCUUUUUGGUAACAUCGUUGUUUUCGAAUGUCAUCAGUACAGUUGCUUUGGUCGUUGGUCCUAUUGCGUCUGUCGUAGUCUUCCAUGACAAGAUGAAUGGUGUCAAGAUAAUUGCCAUGUUGUCUGCACUUUGGGGUUUUGUUUCUUAUAUUUAUCAAAAUUACCUUGAUGAUUAUAGAUCAACAGAGUUACGGAGGCAAAUGGAAGCCAAUGACAGUAGGGUGACUGCUUGCUAAUAGUCCCUACGUCCUUUGGAGUAUAUUCCAUUUGAAUCAAAAAAACUCUUACAAAAAAUGAUUAAGGAGCAAAUUGAAAGUGACGGAGUAUUAUUUAUUCAAAUUGCAAAGAUGUGUUUUUACAUUUUUUCUCUUCUAAUUUAAUGACCAAUUGUGGGUUUUCACUGUUCUUAGGUGAUUUUCUUGUACUGUUGCCUACUUGUAUAGUAGAUGAUUUCCAUUACUAUAUUGCAGAUUUGCAGUCACUUUUUUCCA